AUGCGAGCUUUUUGUACCGUCAGCGCACCCUUAGAGGUUUGCGCACCACCUUCCCGACCUCUACCUCCGGGUACCAGAUUCCUAGCUUUAAAAUUAUUGGGAACGCCGCAGCCACGCACACUCUACUUCCUAGUCGAAGCAAAAAGUCGCGUACGCGAAGUAUACGCACAAACAUGCCAUCACUUCUCCAAGCAAGGCAUGCUGGACACGGAGCUGUUUGGGCUGGCCGUACUAAUAGAUGGCGAGUACCUGUUCGCCGAUCCCGAGAGCAAACUGUCCAAGUACGGACCAAAAAGCUGGCGUUCCUCGCACACUCAUGGCCUGGACGCCAACGGGAAACCUCUCCUGGAGCUACACUUUCGCGUGCAGUUCUACAUCGAGAGUCCGCUUAUGCUGCGUGAUGAAGUCUCACGGCACAACUACUAUCUGCAGCUGAAGUACAACGCGGUCAACCGGGACCUGCCGAAGGAGUGCUCCGAGCAGAGUCUGCUGCUGCUCGGUGGGCUUUCGUUGCAGGCCGAUCUCGGGGACAGCGUGCCGGAGGAUGCAGGAACACCAUUACCCGCCGCACCAUCGGUGAAAUCCAUCGCAACGUCCACCGCUACCGUGCCGGGGCAAUCCACCGCCAGUGCCGGACCGAAUGGGGGUGUUGUUGGGGUGGUGGCCAUUAACACCGGUAGCAUUACUGGCAGUAGUAGCAGCACUAGCAGCAGUAGUAACAGCAGUACCACCAGCAACAGCAGUGCCACCAGCAACAACUCCAGCACCACGUCAGCCUCUUCGCCUAAUCCUUCGGGUGGUUCUUCAUCGGCGUCGUCCACAUCGACGGCACCAUCAUCAUCCCCCGCUGUGGCCGGCGCCAUUUUGAAUGCUUCCGUCGUUGGUACAUCCUCCACAGCAAACGAGGGUGGAAGCGGUGCUGGUAGCGGAUCUCCCUCGGUGGAAUAUUUCCGCCCGGACGAAUACCUCAAUCCGGCGCUCCGUUCAGCCUGGGGCAUCUCGGCCGUCACCACGUGCCACCGGGAAAACCGUGGCCUUUCGCGGGCCGAUGCCGAAACGCACUACAUCCGCGAGGCGUGCAACCUGAACGAAGCGAUCAACGCGCACAUCUUCCGCAUGAAGCAGUCGAAGAACGAGACCGGUCACGGUACGGUGUCGCUCAGCAUCUACGCCAAGGGCAUCCGGAUUGCUACGGACGGUAGCUCGACGGCCACCACCUUCCACUGGCCGCACAUUGGCAAGCUGAGCUUCGAUCGGAAAAAGUUCGAGAUCCGGUCCGGCGACAGCAAGAUCACGCUCUACUCCACCAACGACGACAAGAACAAGAUGAUACUGGCACUGUGCCGCGAGACGCAUCAGUUCUCGAUGAAGAUCGCACCACGGCUGACGGAGGCGAUCAAGCGCGAGGAGGAGGAAAGCAGCUGCAUCCACGGCUAUCCGUAUCUGUACUCGCGCGCCUUGAACCUCCCUUACAAGAGCAAAAGCGAUCAGCGCAUCUCGGUAAUCUCGAGUACGAGCUCCAACACCACCUCGGGCAUCGUGAGUGACCGCGUCCAUUCGGAGGACGAGCUGGAGAUCAUGAUCAAUACACCGCCGACGGCAACGCUCGCCGCACCCUCGACGGAAAGUCUCGCCCUGGCGCAUCUACUCGACUGCCCGAGUGUGUCCCGCCAGACGUCGUCCGUUGGGCAGGUAUCCUUGAAGGAGCUGGAGGGUACGUUCGCGGCCCUUUCCGUCGGCCGACCGACGAACCUGUGUGCCGCCAACAGUAACAGCGCGAGCAGCGAUAAUGGUAGCGUCGAGGGCAAACCGGACCGCCCUGGGAAGGACUGUGAUUCGUCACCUUCCUCGCAGCACAAUAUCGGAUCGCAGUGUUCGUCGACCUGCAGCACCGUUGUGGUGGCCACGGAUUGUCUCAGUCUGCCGCAAAGUUCGACCGCAACCAGCACCACGACGCUGAGCAAUGGGGCGGUAGGACAGUCGACGAUAAGUCCCGACCGCCGGCAAACGUCCACCUGCAGCAGCUUGGUGUUGGGCUUUAGCCACACGGCGCAGAACAGUACGCUGAGUGUGGCGACCAGCACCUGUCUGGAGCAUGACAUCAACGAGGAGGAGGAAGAAUCGCACUCCGGGGUGUACACGAUCGCGCACGUACCGCCGACCGAAACGAGUGGCGUGUACACGAUGAACAGCAGCGAACUCACGGGCCAGUCGUCGGAGAUCGCGGAGUCGGAAUCGCACGAAAGCUCCCACUACGGGAGCUUCCAGCCGUGCCGGAGCGAGAUGGCGGAUCCGCUGGAACCGGUCGAUUCGGUCGAUGGGGAUUAUCAUCGGCCGCGGCUCGACAGUGGCCUGAACAGCGAGUUCCGGAUGCGGUCGGACUCGAACGUGAGUGCGGCGGGAUCGUUCCGUGGCGAUGGUAGCGAUCCGACGGACAACAAGCAUUCCCUGCUGAGUGCCGAAGAGUUGACCGAUUUGAUCGUCGGUCGCGGGACGUACCCAUCGCGCAAAACCGUCAGCCACACGCUCGAUUCGGACUGUGACUACGUGACGCUGCCGCUUCCGCUCGAGGGUGAAAGUUACCUGCAGGGCAGCGAAGACACGGCUCCCACCGAGGACGAGUACGACGACGAGGUGCUACCGCCGGCCCCCCCAAAACGCAUCGACAGCAACAUGGCGGCCACGGUCGGUCCGUCGCGACCACCGCAGCUACUGCAGCAGGUGGAACCACCGGCUGGUGGUGGAGCACCACCACCACCACCACCGUACAACGCGCAUCACGAAACGACCGGACUGCGGGGUCCGGACAUUCGGGCACAGGCCACCCCGGACCCGGAAGCGCCCGCGAUCCCACUGCGUGAUCCACCGCCCUACCCCCAGAAACCGAUCGCGAUGCGCAAGAGUCCGGUGAUGCCGGUGAUGACACCCAUCCUAACGGCUGCCCCCGUGUCGGAGGAAGUGCCGGCCAGGUUUAUCACAACCCGGCCACAGAUCAACAUCCUGAAGGCGCAUGCCAGCGUCGUGGGGGAAACGCCGAAGCCGAGCUACGCCGCCCCGACCGUCAACAACAUUGGCAACCUCUCGCAGGCAACACCUCCGCCACCGCCCCCACCCGUACCGUCGGGUGCGGUCGGCAUGCCGGCGUACAAUUUGCAUGCCAACCACCAAGCCAUAACCUCGCCACCGCCACCGUACCCGGAGAUGCCGAAACCGCCCCAACAUCGGACGACCGCCUGCGUGCUGCUGCCCGUCAUCAAACCCCGCCAAUACCACCCACCACCUCCGCCAACGAUCCCGCGGCAACCGCCACCGCCCCCGCCACCGCACUCGCUGGCCACGGUUUACACGAGCCAGCUGGCGCGGUCGCAGAUCGAGCUGUACCAGCAGCAGCUGUACAGUGACGUGGACUACGUGAUCUACCCGAUACAGGACCCGUCCAUCAGCCAGCAGGAGUACCUGGACGCGAAGCAGGGCUCCAUCCUGGCGGCCAUGGCCCAGAGUCCGCCACCGCCGCCCUACCUCGCCUACCACACCGUGCGGGCCCACAACCGGAGCUGGGAUGCGUGCAAAAACCAUGCGAUCUAUCGCAGCACGCCCUACCUGUCGAUGGCGCUCUCGUCCAACUCCCGGUACGCCUCGACCCAGAACCUCUCCGACACGUACGUCCAGCUCCCGGGCGCCUACUCCCCGCUGUACAGUCCCUCGGUCGCGAGUCUCUGCUCCUCGUACGAGCCUCCACCACCGCCGCCGCUGCGUCCACGGCCGAUGGUGUCCGCCAAGGUGGGCACCUCCGCCCUGCCGUCGAACGGUGGCCAUAUGUCGACCGGUCCAUCGCCCGCCCUGUUUGCGCGGUCCCGCUCGGACGACAACAUCCUCAACUCGAUCGAAAGCACACCGAAGAUACGGCGCCAUCCGCCACCGCCGCCACCACCGCCAUACGAAAGCAAGAAAGCCAUCCGCAAGCCACCGCUUCCGCUACCGACGCCGCCAUCGCCGAUGGAGAAGAUCCUGCCGAAACCACCGGUUGCCAUCCCGUCGCCGGUUGCGUUCAAUCCCGAACGUCCACCGGAAGUGCCAGCCAAACCAACACCACCGAAACCGAGCGGUCCAAGCGCUAAGCUGCAGGCACAGAUCAAGAAGCAAUAUCCCGACUUUGACAUGAGCACGGUGGCAUCGAUGACGGACCCGUCGCCGAACGAUCACACCUCGAUCGACAUCAAGACACUGCGCGAGAAGAGCAAAAAUCUCGACCUCCCGCUUAUAUCGGCGCUCAUGCACGAUCGAUCGCUGCUUAGGCAGACGCGCGCCUUCGUCCUGCCGAAGCACCCGAAAACGAAUGGGUCCCUCGGUAUGCAGAAGGGUGUAUCGGGCGGUACCGGCGGUACAGUGCCGGGUACGGCCACCAUCAACGGGGAAUCGCCGAACGGCAACGGUGGCUCACCGCCCGGUAGCAAUCCAUCGUCCAAAGCGAAGUAUCCCGUGUCCGGACUGUCGACAACGCAGCUGGCCAAACCCCGCAAGACAUCCGCCAGCCAUCGACAUCCGAACGACAAGCUGCCCCCGCUGCCGGGUCAAACGGGUCCAACGGCUGAGGGCAACAACUACGUCAUGGAUCCAACGCCGACACCGAUCAAACAGAAAAGCUUCAGCUCCUCCCAACCCAGUGCCUGAUGAGGAGUAGGACGGCAUUUCUUUCUCCCACCGACCACCAUCUCUCUGCAAAUGCUAUUAUGGCCUAGCCCAUAUUUUCAGGCAAAUCUUCACUCUGGAUGCAGUAUUUGUAGUAUUUAUAUUCGUUCGCCAUCACUAUUUAUCCCCUAGGCUACUGGCCCUAGGUUAGUGUCUUUUCCGAGACAUCUUCAAACGCGGCACUCACUUUCACCGUAAUGAGCUCGGGUUGCAUAAUGGGGCGUCGUGAAGGUAGAAAAAGGAAACAGAAAUCGGAAAAACUACUGUAGGACUGUGGACGUGCGCGGUAUGUUCGGCAAAUUACUCAGGAUUAUUAAUCUCGUUUUCUUCGUUUAGUACUUUUUAAUUUUGAUUAUUCACGCGUAGAGAGCGUAAUGCGGAAUGCGAGUAAGGAACGCGUCUCCGUAUCGUACUUUGUUUUUAUAAAACUUUUAGCGGUAGUAUUUUAACUAUGUGUACUGUAAAUAGAAUAGAAGGAACCGUAAAAAAACACAAACACACAAAUGGGAAGACGAAUCCGUUCUGCUGUGGUUGUAUGACGUGUUUGUGUGUGGAAUGGUAAAAAUAAAAAUAGUUAGACAGGUGCCAAGGUUCGGAUCGAACGGAAUACGUUGCCAGAAAAUGGAAGCAUAUCCAAAAUAAUGUUACACAAAGCAAACGGCAGACAGGUAGGUGUGAAGAGGUGAAAGCGCAUAAGCAAAAAGGCAGUCUCUUAAGUACUAACUUUUACGGAGAACAAGACUAAUUUAGUGCCUAGAGAGAACAAAAGAAAAACAAGCGGACUGAUCUUGCUAUCUAUCGGAUGUAAAAGGAAAAAGGGAAAAACGAAUCGUAAAAAACAACCGUGAUCAAAUUUUACUGAGAAAGGAAAAAAAGUAAUGAAACACAAACAUUGCAACAACAUUAGAAAAAAUGCAAAAUUAAAUCAUUUUUGCUUAUGUUUUCGUACGUUUAUUAUCCAUCUAAAAUGAAAAGGGUUCUAAUUUAUCCAGGUCUCACUAUUAUGUUGUUUUUCUGUUUUUAUUUUCAUUUAUAAUAUUUUGUCGAAAAUAUUGCAUACCUUUUUUUGGCAUUAGUUUAUCAAAAUUAGUACAUCGAAUUGUUUUAGCUCUUUUUUUUUUGUAAAACGAAACAAAAAAAUUAACACAGAGCUACAGCUGCUCGAUACAUUUACAUUUAGAUAUUUAGUACUCGCUUUAUGUUUUGCUCAAAUAUGCCAACGUAUGGUUGGCCUUCAUUUUUACAAACAAAAAAAAACUUGGUUUUUGGAAAAGAAAAAGUCGAUGAAAACGAAUGUAUAAAUAGGUUUGAAUUUCUUUGGUUUUUUUUUUUUUUGGUAUGAGGGAACACAUAACACACAGUUGCAAAACUAUAAACCCGAACUCUCGCACUCGGGAACAUGCGCGAAGGAAAAGAAACAGGAGCCAGGAGCGUUGUGCGGUUCGAUCGUAUAUAAGAACUUGUUAAGUGACUAGCGGUACUACUGAUAGGUUUUAAUAGCUAUUUAAUCGUGUUUUUUUUUUCUUCUGUUUUCACGUACACGUGCACGGUCCGCUCCCAACACACCUAGGAUUGGGAACGCUUCCCAACGCCGGGAGGAGCGCAUUUAGGUUUAGGCAAGCAAACGGGCAACUCUCUCUCUCUCUUACCGGUUCGGUUAGCUUCUUCAUCCAUUCCUAAAAGGCAGAUUUGGUUGUUAGGGCGUUAGAUAGUUAGACGAUACGAGUUAGGGAGGUUCGGAUAUAGAGAAAUAUAAAUAUAUAUCACGUGGCGCCAGCUUAACAGCACCCGCACAUCGAACUCUUCUUCAUCGACAAACGUUGCGAGUCAAGAUCGGGGUUUUGGGUGCGUUCGUGGUGUUACAGG
Messenger RNA from Anopheles moucheti, 6555 nucleotides. RefSeq names its product protein expanded (gene ex). Gene Ontology annotation, biological process: positive regulation of hippo signaling. The transcript is spliced from 5 exons. NCBI's taxonomy places the organism in Eukaryota, Metazoa, Arthropoda, Insecta, Diptera, Culicidae. Gene Ontology annotation, cellular component: cytoplasmic side of apical plasma membrane; cytoskeleton. The record is from RefSeq and is a predicted model, not a curated record. Bases 1 to 4671 code for a protein of 1556 amino acids.